UCAAAGUCUAGUCUAACCGAAAAAUAUCCAUUAGCUCCCAAACGAUAAGUGUUUUAUUACUCUUAAUGCAGACUGUCAACAGUUGCAACCCAUUCGUUUCAUAGCUCCGAGACUUGCCCACUGCUGUCUCCUAAUUACUUUUUUGGGAGAGAAGUGCAACAGCAUCAAUCCGGAGACUUUGGUUGAUUGACAGACAUCUUUCUAGUGCCAUGAUUCCACCGGGGGACUGUUUGUAUGCCGGGAGGAAGAGAAGAAAGCCUAUUCAGAAACAGAAGCCAGCCUCGGCCACCCAGAAGUCCAACCCGUCCAAACGGCACCGGGACCGCCUGAACGCGGAGCUAGACCGCCUGGCUAGCAUGCUGCCCUUCACCCCGGACGUCAUCUCCAAACUGGACAAGCUGUCCGUGCUGCGCCUCAGCGUCAGCUACCUGCGCGUCAAGAGCUUCUUCCACGCUAUCCAGGACAAGCCAUCUGGCAGCAAGCUCAACAGCGAGCCCCACAGCUCCUCCACGGCCGAGCCCAGGAAGGAAGCCUUCCCAGCGGGCUCCACGGUGGUGGAGAGUGACCUCUUUCUGGAGUCCCUGACCGGGUUUGCUUUGAUCGUGAGCUCAGAUGGGAUGAUCUUCUACGCCUCCUCAUCUAUCGUGGAUUAUUUGGGCUUUCACCAGACGGACGUGAUGCACCAGAACGUGUUUGAUUAUAUCCAUGUGGACGAGCGGGCGGAGUUCCGAAGACAGCUCCACUGGGCCAUGAACCCGGCACAGCAGGAGCACCACACAGCCUCGGGAACUGGUGAGGACUUCAUGGUGGGCAGCCUGUUUAAUGCCCAGGAGGCGGACGGCGUGCCCCCAGAGCUCUCCCCGUUCCUCACACGCUGCUUCAUCUCUAGACUCCGAUGCCUUCUCGACAGCACCUCCGGCUUCCUGAGUAUGCAGUUCCAGGGCAGUCUGAAGUUUCUGCAGGGCCAGAAGAGGAGGACUGACUCUGGGGCGCUGCUGCCUCCGCAGCUGGCCCUGUUCUGCGUGGCCGUACCCCUCGUGCUGCCCUCCAUCACCGAGCUCAAGAUGAAGACCGCCAUGGUGAAGACCAAGACUAAGGGCAACUGUGAGAAGAAGCAGCGCAUGUCGCGGUCGGACGGUGGGGACCUGCUGCUCCUCAACUGGCCGAGCAGCAGCUCCGCGAGCCACAGCCCCUGGCGUGCCCUCUCCAAGGAGGCGCUCAAGUACAAGGCCGACGGCGGCGCCGGCUACCUCUCCGCACAGGACGAGCCCCUCAACUUCUGCUUGACCUCGCUCGGCAGUGUUGGCGUGCCCAAGCCCCAGCAGCACGUGGUGGACAACCCCUGGGGUGCCGGUUACAUUCCGGGCAAGCUGGGCAAGUAUGGGCACCCCCACGCGGCACACGCGCACCACAAGGUGGGAGGGGCGUUCCGCUUGGCAUCCGGCUUCCCCGCCCAUGCUGCCGGUGUGCACAGCCAGAGGGGCGAGCCGCUGCACACCAAGCUUUACGAGAACCUGCACCACGUCGCCCCACCUGGCAUGGAGGGGUACUGCGGGGAGGCGGGCAAGUUGGUGCAGGACGGGCGCUACGGCAGUGGCAUGCUGAACGGCGGGGAGUGCUACAAUGGCAUGAUGGUGUCGGAGACCGCCAUCAAGACUGAACAGGACUCGGACUCGGAGAACGGCUGCCACGCGUACAGCGUUGUUCAGCAGCAGGGUAACGGCGCCUGGCCGGGUAGCGAGAGACGGUACGGGGUCGGAGUCGGAGCAGAGUACCCUCCCGAGGGGCCGGCCGUGAAGAACGAAGCCGACUUCUACGAGCACUACACCCCGUGUACGCGUGGCAAGAAUGGCAUGAGCCCGCCCCUCAACGGGCACCACAAGUACCUGUAUGCCAACGGCGGCAACGGUGUCAGCGCCAGUGCCAAGGCCCUGAAGUGCAUGCUGAACAAGGACGCGGCGUUGGACCCACUGAUGGUGAGCCCUGAUGCCAACGGCAUUUCAGACCACGGGCACCUGUAUCCGAAUGGCAUGGCGGACCACAAGGCCUACAUGCAGCAGGACUACAAGCUGUACGAGUUCAGGGGUCGCGGCCUGGUGCACGCCAUCAAGCGCGAGCCCAUGGACUCCCCGCCGUGGUCCGAGGGCAACCACGACCUGAGCCAAAUACACAUGCAGAGGAACCUUGUGGCUAACUGCACGAUGAACGGCCUCGUACACAAGGCCAACCCCUACGUAUACAUGCAGUAACUUCAGACCCACAACGUCUCUCACCUCUGUUUAUGUGCAGCGAAUUUCUUUCUAUCUUCAAGGACAUUGAAAUAAAAAAUACAAACAAAACAGUCUCAGGAUUACCUCAGUUCACACAGAGAGGAUGUUUUCCUCUUUUUUUAAAAGUGGGUAGAUUUUUUUUUGAAGAGGCACUUUUUACAUGUUUUAGCAAUAUUUUAAACAGUGUAUUUUGUGUGGUUAAAUGUACCUUUUGAACAUUACCUCAGAAGCUGUGUAAAAGUUGUAAAAGAGCGAUACUAAUGAGAAUGGGUCUCUCUUCAGUGUUUCAAAAGUGUCCCUGUUUAAAUAUCUGUUUUAUUGUGAAGGCAUUCGUAUAUUUUGUAACAUUGCUGAAAAAGUGGAUCGAGUAGUGUGGGUGUGUGUCAGACAUCACAGGAGUUUCAGACAUCACAGGAGUAGGCCUAGCUUUUAAGGUGGAUUUACAACUUUACAACUACGCAGAUAUCAAUGAAGCUCUGCGUCAGUAUUUGUUUUUAGCUUUCUUGACUGCCAUUUCCA
Molecule: messenger RNA, 2789 nt
Organism: Engraulis encrasicolus (European anchovy)
Lineage: Eukaryota; Metazoa; Chordata; Actinopteri; Clupeiformes; Engraulidae
Gene: ahrrb
Product: aryl-hydrocarbon receptor repressor b
Exons: 9
Coding region: 210-2249 (679 amino acids)
Biological process (GO): regulation of transcription by RNA polymerase II; response to xenobiotic stimulus; xenobiotic metabolic process
Cellular component (GO): aryl hydrocarbon receptor complex; nucleus
Molecular function (GO): nuclear receptor activity; transcription cis-regulatory region binding; protein dimerization activity
Source: RefSeq, a predicted model, not a curated record